Messenger RNA from Styela clava, 2516 nucleotides. RefSeq names its product WD repeat-containing protein 31-like. NCBI's taxonomy places the organism in Eukaryota, Metazoa, Chordata, Ascidiacea, Stolidobranchia, Styelidae. Gene Ontology annotation, molecular function: protein binding. The record is from RefSeq and is a predicted model, not a curated record.
AGUAUUCGCAAAAAUUUACCGGUUAACGUAUGCUUGACGGCUUGCUGAUUGCAUUCUUGUGUGGCUUUUUUGAGAAUGAUAUAUAUAGUCUAACUGUAUAAUGAUAACCUUAACAACAACAGCAACUCUAGUCGCUAUGCUGUAAUGUGCAACUGAAAAAAAUACGAUCGAAUGGACAUUUCUAGAAUUGAUAGGGUGGAAUGCUAUGGUACAGUGGUACCGGUACCGGUAUGGUACCGUAUUUCUUAUAAAAGUCUCUUUUCAAGAAGAUGAUUCUGUGUUUGUCAAUUUUAACUUUAAAAGCUAUAAAAAGACUGAGAAAGGCCUUCAUUGACGAAUCUGCUCUCGCGGGAUUUAAUUGGUUUGGUUAUGGGUAAGCGACUAAGCAAAAACAGAAGACGAGAUAGGCCUAGUACACAAAAAAAUAAAAGAAUCAUCGAGUCAUACGGUUAUAGACAAGAGGAUUCUGAACUUGUUCCUCACUCAACUGUUCAUCAACAGAAUACGUCGGUGACUUGCAUAGAUGUGUGGGAUGGGAAUCUUUGCGUUUCUGGAACCUGCAAUGGCACUGUUUCGCUCCAGGACUUCAGUGAGAAUAUUGUCACUCAAACCUGGAGACAUGAGAAAGAGAUAACCAAGGUUCGAAUACAUGAUACCAGAAUACUGUCAGCCUCGAGAGAUAAAACUAUCAAAAUAUGGAAAUCUGGCAUUGCUGUUGAGCAAGCAGGUCAGUUGCUUGGACAUACUUUGGCUGUUACUGCUCUGGACUGCAAUAAAGAAUUCAGUCAAGCAUACUCUGGCUCCAGGGAUAACUCUGUUAGACUGUGGGAUCUUGCGACAGGAGUAUGUACAGAGGAAAACAAAGUAAGCAGAAAUUUGGUCACUGAUAUCUGUAUUUCUUCCGAACAUAAUCUAGUCUUUCAGACAUCUGAAGAUCGUGCUAUAAAACUUUGGGACUCCAGAGAUCUGCAGAUGGUGUAUUCGUUUCCAACACAGAGCCAAAUCCAAACAAGUUGUGAUAUAUCAGGAAACCUAGGGAUAACAUCAAAUAACGGUUUUGAUGGAAGAGGUUGUGAAAUAUGUGUCUGGGAUCUAAGAGAAAGAAAGCUAGUAUGGACCUUAAGGGGUCAUACUGAAAGUGUAACGGAUUGCAAGUUCCUCUCAGAUAAUUGUCAUUUUGUUUCCUGUUCACAUGAUGGCACCGUGAAGUUAUGGGAUCUUCAAGAACACACUAACGGUUCAAUGCAAAUGAUCUCGACGCUUCCUGUCAAUUGUGGAAAUUUGUUGUGUAUAGCUCCACUUGGUAAAUCCAAUAUACUUUGUGGCAGUUGUGAUAAUGGGAUGUUGACUAUCAGUAUCGAAAAUGACAAAUUGUGCUUUGGUUGACCACAUGUUUAGAAAGGAAGCUAAUAUUAUAUGAACAUGGAGUUUUGAAAGAUAAACCGUUUUGUUGCUUUUUUGCCAUGCUGAUAACGUUUUGAAUAAUGAUGUCCCAUCUUGUUAGGACAAGAAUGAUUAAUAUCAAAUACCAUCAAAUUUUAAGCCAGUUUUAUUCUGAAUUAGGCAUUCACAAUUGAAGAUGAAUAACAGUUCAAAAUUAAAUGUCGAUGGCCCCUGGCUUCGGCCUGUGAUGCCUAAUGGCUAGGGCUGGUAAGUGGUAAUAGUUAAUUGGUUAACCGAUUUCAGAUGGUUAACGGUUACGAUUUAUUUUUUAACUGUUAACUGACAUUCUCAUCUUUACAAUGUACAUUUUCUUCAAAAUUGAUUUCAUCUCCUGUGGCGUUUGAUACAAAAGAAUGUCAUUGACUGUAUUGGUGACUGGUGAGUGUGAAUGUGACAAAUAAUUGAAGUGGCAAUAUUGCUGACAAUUUAGAAUCAGUUUUCAGUCGAAAUGUAGCGUUCUCGAUUUUAUUGCACAAGCGUCAAUAUAAUGUCAUCCAACAAGUGCACAGUUUUAUGAUAUCUCAAAGUAGAAUUUGUACAUCGAAAACUGAAAAUUUGUCACAUAAAUGACAUUUAAUAACGGAAUGGGGUUUUACUAAAAUACUCACAUAGGUAUGUCCAAAGCAGACUGCAUUGCAUAUCUCUUGCAGCAGGGCGAUCAUGAAACUAUCUCGAUUCGUGAAUAAUUUCGAGCGAUACCUGGAAAAGAUCACGCGAAAUUGCUUUAUAACCAAUUUGACGUAACAAGCUAAAAUUAUUACUUAUUACGUCAAAUGUCACGCAGCGGUUAGCUGGUUAAUCUUACCCGGUUAACGAUUGAAAUGUUUUACCUGAAAUUACCAGUCCUGCUAAUGACAAAUCCGGCCUUUGUGAUGGUCAUUCUUCAGCUUCCUGUCGCCAGCUGUUAGGAGAUAUUCAUUUAUUCAGGAACAUGAGGUUAUCCUGUGUAAGUUGUAUUAUGCUUAAGUAUACCUAGUUGUAUUAUCUAGUAAUAUUGCACUUAAUGGUGAUGAAUAAUUCUGUCCGCCUAUCGAUUAAAUUAUUCUAUAAUGAUAUAAAUGUAUAAUAAUGAA